AUGGAUGUCGCAAUGGCUAUGAGUGCACGUUUUGCCAUGACGAUCAUGAAGUCGCUACUGGCAAAACACAUCGGCCCUCUAAAGGAGUUCGUUCAGGCUACAAGCGUUCUGUUAAUCAGAUCAUCGAGUCUGACCUGCCUGAGGAGCAGAAGCUUGAGGCCUACAAGCGUUUAG
Molecule: messenger RNA, 174 nt
Organism: Durusdinium trenchii
Lineage: Eukaryota; Dinophyceae; Suessiales; Symbiodiniaceae
Source: the annotation of a GenBank genome assembly